AUGUUUAUCAGGAAUGAAAUGAAGUCUGCUUUACAAAGUGGUGAUUCGUUUCUAUUAAGUAAUAAAUCUGUCAGUUAAGAGAAAAUGUCUCAGGAAUAGAUUAAUUAAUAAUCACCUAAGAAGCGAUCACUACUUAAAUAAAAACAUAAUCUCAUUCCACUUACUGAUAGGUUGGAAAUUAGAAAAUGUUAUUAUAAUGAAUAGUAAAAUGAAGAGUAAAAAUCACAAGAACAUAGAUUACACAAUUCUCUCUAAAAAAAUAAAAUAAAUUUACUCCCAAAAUUAGAAGGUUUAGAAUCAGAUAAAAGUUUAUAUCAAACAGUUAUUGAAAUAUUUCCUGCAGAUCAUCCAAUUUGGAAUGAUUUGGUUCAAAAAUCUUAGACUAUAGAAGAAGUUAUUGAAUCAAAUCCAGCUUUUUUUUUAGGGUUAAUGAGUAAAUUUAUAUAUUUUAUUAUAAGCUCUUUAUGUAUAGCAAUCUAAACUGUAAACACUUAAAAAUAAAUUUCAAUAAAAGGCUAUUCAAAGUUAAUACCAAUAAGAUUAUCAAAAUGUGAAUCUAGGAAAUCAAGAUGUUCUAUUGGAUUAAUCAAAGGCUCAUGAUUAAAUGUGGGGUAAAAACCUUAAAUAACUAUACAAUGGAAGUGUCUAUAAUGUAUAUACAAUAUUUAUAGAAGUCACAAUAUUUGCCAUUUAAGUUAGAAAAAAAGAGAAAAUCUCCAAAGAAGGAUUUCAACCCUAAUUUAAGCCAAUCAUCUUAUUUAUCAACUUAUAGAUCUUAAUUUUAAAAUUGGAAACCUCAAUAUCCUGGCAAAAUGACAAGAGAGACAUCUUCAGUUGAGCCAUCCAACUUGCCAUUUAUUUCGGAAAGUAGUUAUGCUAGAGAAUUCAAAAAUAUCAAAACAGAAAGAUCUCCUUUAUAAAAGAUAGCAAAAUUGUAUGUAAUUAAAUUUUAAUCAGAGGACCCUUUGCUGAAAACUCUGAGUAAUUAGUCAAAGAAAGUACAUCUUCGUAUUACUAAUAAUAACAAUUUAAUAGAAUUCCUUCAAAAUUAAUGCGUCCAAUAACUCCGAAAUUAUUCAAUGCCAGUUUUGAAGGAUAGUAUACAUCAGAAUUUAAUAAGUACAAUAAAAAAUAUUAUUUAAAGAUCUUAUCACAUAAAUUCAGAUUAAGAAUCAUCUUUUGCAAAUAGAUUUUAUGAAAGUAAUUCUGUAAAGAAAAUUUUUGAUAGAAAAUUUGAUAGUAAAAUUUUUUGA
Messenger RNA from Paramecium pentaurelia, 1253 nucleotides. Lineage: Eukaryota; Ciliophora; Oligohymenophorea; Peniculida; Parameciidae. The record is from the annotation of a GenBank genome assembly.